CUGGCGACCCGACCCGGCAGAAACCACCUCGACAGCCUCCAGAAAGGGGCGUGGCCGAAAAUGUAGGGGCGUGGCCACGUGGGCAUCAGGAAGAAGUAACCUAUUGAAUCUAUUUCUGCUCCCCACCCUUACUGCUUCCCAUAAGGGGGAAGCCGCAGACUAAUAAGCCUCUUCCAAAAAAGAGGUAAAGGGAGGUAGACAAGGGGCGGCGGCGGAGGCUGGCUACUGCAUUCCGUAGGAGGAGCCAACAGUUACUUUUUACCUGCUGAGUCCGGUGAACCAGUUCAUGGGGGCGGGGACCUGCAUAUGAGAAAAGGGCCAGGAUAGAAGGGGUAUUUAUUUGUUCAUUUUGAGGACUAAAUUUAGAACCCAUCAUCUACAGACCGAUUUGUAGGUUGUGUCUGGGGCACUCGCUCGGCCUCAGGAAGAGGGAAGAACGGGGACGACUUUGUGGCAGCAAAGCCACCUCCCUUCCGUGUUUUCCGUAGCCCAAAGCGAUAGAACCGCAUGGCUUCCGCAGUCUGGGGGAGUGCCCCCUGGUGGGGCCCGCCGCCCCCGGCCCCAGCUCGGCCGCUCACGGACAUCGACUUCUGCUCCGGGGCGCAGCUGCAGGAAUUGACCCAGCUGAUCCAGGAGCUGGGUGUGCAGCAGAGCUGGAGUGACGGGCCCAAGCCGGGAGCCGAUCUCCUCCGGGCCAAGGACUUUGUCUUCUCUUUGCUUGGUCUAGUUCACCACCGGGACCCUCGCUUUCCUCCCCAGGCAGAGCUCUUGCUGCUUCGUGGUGGGAUUCGCGAGGGCUCCCUGGAUCUGGGGCAUGCACCCCUGGGUCCCUACGCCCGGGGACCUCACUACGAUGCCGGCUUCACACUCCUAGUGCCCAUGUUUUCACUGGACGGCACUGAACUGCAACUGGACCUGGAAUCCUGUUACGCACAGGUCUGCCUCCCAGAGAUGGUGUGCGGAACCCCCAUCCGGGAGAUGUGGCAGGAUUGCUUAGGACCCCCAGUCCCAGGAGCACGUGAUUCGAUCCACCGAACGGAGAGCGAAGAAAGUUCCAAGGACUGGCAAAGCUCUGUGGACCAGCCGCACAGCUACGUCACUGAGCACGAGGCGCCAGUGUCUUUGGAAAAAUCACAUAGUGACGUUUCAGCGUCCGAGUCGCCUCAGCAUGACGUCGUCGACCUUGGCUCUACCGCACCUUUGAAAACAAUGAGUAGUGACGUCACCAAGGCAGCCGUCGAAAGCCCAGUCCCAAAGCCGUCGGAGGCUCGGGAAGCGUGGCCCACAUUAUGUUCCGCCCAGGUGGCUGCCUGGUUCUUUGCUACGCUGGCGGCGGUCGCCGAGUCUCUGAUCCCUGUCCCGGGUGCUCCGCGUCUGGUGCACGCAGCUCGCCACGCGGGUUUCACCACCGUCCUCCUGGCUACCCCUGAGCCCCCUCGCCGCCUCCUGCUCUUCGACCUGAUCCCAGUGGUGUCCGUGGCGGGCUGGCCCGAGGGGGCUCGGAGCCACUCGUGGGCUGGUCCGCUGGCCUCUGAGUCGGCUUCCUUCUACCUGGUGCCCGGUGGCGGCACCGAGCGGCCGUGCGCCUCCGCCUGGCAGCUCUGUUUUGCCCGCCAGGAGCUGGCGCUCAAAGCGCGCAUACCAGCGCCGCUGCUGCAGGCGCACGCGGCGGCCCAGGCGCUACUGCGCCCGCUGGUGGCCGGGACCCGGGCGGCGGCGCCCUACCUCCUGCGGACGCUGCUGUACUGGGCGUGCGAGCGGCUGCCUGCGCUCUACCUGGCGCGGCCAGAAAAUGCGGGCGCCUGCUGCCUCGGGCUGCUAGACGAGCUGGGCCGAGUGCUCGAGGCCGGGACGUUGCCUCACUAUUUUCUGAACGGCCGACAGCUCCGUACGGGGGACGACUCCGCUGCGCUGCUCGGAGAAUUGGCCCGGCUCCGCGGGGACCCAGCCCGGGCCCUCCGUGCCGCGGUGGAGGAGGCCAAAGUGGCCCGCAAGGGGGGCGGUUUGGCUGGCCUGGGGGGCGGGGCCCAUUAAAGACGCUGUUCCUACCA
Gorilla gorilla gorilla (western lowland gorilla) is the source of this 2051-nucleotide messenger RNA. It is a transcript of the gene TMEM102, whose product is annotated as transmembrane protein 102. The record is from RefSeq and is a predicted model, not a curated record. The transcript is spliced from 2 exons. Bases 508 to 2034 code for a protein of 508 amino acids. Lineage: Eukaryota; Metazoa; Chordata; Mammalia; Primates; Hominidae.